Messenger RNA from Poeciliopsis prolifica (blackstripe livebearer), 2224 nucleotides. It is a transcript of the gene alas1, whose product is annotated as aminolevulinate, delta-, synthase 1. NCBI's taxonomy places the organism in Eukaryota, Metazoa, Chordata, Actinopteri, Cyprinodontiformes, Poeciliidae. Gene Ontology annotation, biological process: hemoglobin biosynthetic process; erythrocyte development; heme biosynthetic process. Bases 194 to 2062 code for a protein of 622 amino acids. The record is from RefSeq and is a predicted model, not a curated record. The transcript has 11 exons. Gene Ontology annotation, molecular function: 5-aminolevulinate synthase activity; pyridoxal phosphate binding. Gene Ontology annotation, cellular component: mitochondrial matrix; mitochondrion.
CCUCGUCCUCUUCGUUCGUCCUCAGUGCAGGAUAACGCGGCGCUCUCGAGCUCUUCAUUAGCAGAAACUCAAGCAAUUCUUAUAUUUAUUUAACAUUCAUAUUGAUUUCUUCCGCCCUACCAAACCCGUGAGGAAUUUGCUACUCUGCUCGUAGUUUUAAAAGGUGUCUAAACGUUCAUCAUCGUUGACGACAAUGGAAGUUAUUGUCCGUCGCUGUCCCUUUCUGGCAUGUGUGCCACAGGCUUUUUUCCAGCAGUCCAGGAAAUCCAUGGUGACUUAUGCUCAACGAUGUCCCAUCAUGAUGGAACUGGCUUCAAAACCUAUGGCUCCGUCAAUGGCACGGGCUCUGUGCUCUUCAACUUCCAAUCAAAGGACUGAGAUCAAGGCUGGAAAUGAAGCCCCUGUGGUGGGAAUAGAGUCCAAGUUGCCUACUGGUCAUCCUGUGCCAACUACAUGCCAGGGAGUGGCUUCCAAAUGCCCCUUUCUGGCUGCUGAAAUGAAGCAGAAGAACAGCGCUGUGGUCCGCCAGGUUACCAUGGAGUUCCAGGAGGAUGUUGAGGAAGUGCGCACUGUUCAGAAAGAGAUUUCACCUGCCAAGUUGAAAGAGCCAUCCUUGACUAUCAGUAAAGUGGGAGACCAAAGUAAUUUGAUGAAGACUCUCCUGAAGCAGCGUCCCAAGAGGGUUACCCACCUGCUACAGGACAACUUGCUUGGCAGAAUGUCCCGCUUCCAGUACGAUGACUUUUUUGAGAAGAAGAUAGAAGAGAAAAAGAAUGACCACACCUACAGGGUGUUUAAGACUGUGAACCGCCUGGCCACUGAAUUUCCGAUGGCGGACGACUUCACAGGGUCGCUGGAGGAUAAGCGGGAAGUGUCCGUUUGGUGCAGCAACGACUAUCUGGGCAUGAGUCGACACCCUCGAGUUGUAAAGUCCAUCAUGGACACUUUACAAAAGCACGGAUCAGGUGCAGGGGGAACCAGAAAUAUAUCUGGGACCAGCAAAUUCCAUGUGGAGCUGGAACAAGAGCUGGCUGACCUCCACAACAAGGAUGCUGCUCUGCUCUUCACCUCCUGCUUUGUUGCCAAUGACUCCACACUUUUCACCCUCGCCAAGAUGCUUCCUGGUUGUGAGAUUUACUCAGAUGCAGGCAACCACGCGUCAAUGAUCCAGGGCAUCCGGAACAGCGGCGCUAAGAAGUUUAUUUUCCGCCACAACGACUUGGCUCAUCUCAGAGAGCUGCUGGAGAAAGGAGACCCCACCAAACCCAAAAUUGUGGCGUUUGAGACUGUCCACUCCAUGGAUGGUGCUGUGUGUCCCCUGGAGGAGAUGUGCGACCUGGCUCAUGAGUUCGGCGCCAUCACCUUCGUUGACGAGGUUCACGCUGUGGGUCUGUACGGGGCCAGAGGAGGAGGAAUCGGAGACAGGGAUGGCGUAAUGCACAAGAUGGAUAUCAUUUCAGGAACUCUAGGGAAAGCUUUCGGAUGUGUCGGGGGCUACAUUGCUAGCACCUCUGCCCUCGUGGACACUGUGCGCUCCUACGCAGCCGGUUUCAUUUUCACCACCUCCCUGCCCCCGAUGCUUCUGGCCGGUGCCCGGCAGUCGAUCCAGACCCUCAAAGGGGAAGAAGGCCGCAUGCUGAGGCGUAAACACCAGCGCAACGUGCAGCUGCUCAGACAGAUGCUGAUGGAUGCAGGGCUGCCUGUUGUGCACUGCCCUAGCCACAUUAUCCCUGUUCGGGUGGCAAACGCUGAGAAAAACACAGAGGUGUGUGACAUCAUGAUGAGUCGCCACAACAUCUACGUGCAGGCCAUCAACUACCCCACUGUUGCAAGAGGGGAGGAGCUUCUGCGCAUUGCCCCAACCCCUCACCACACCCCAGAGAUGAUGAAAUACUUUGUUGAGAAACUGGUGCAAACGUGGAAGGAGUCGGGCCUCGGGCUGAAGCCCCACUCAUCGGCAGAAUGCAACUUCUGCCAGCAGCCGUUGCACUUUGAGCUGAUGAGCGAACGAGAGAAGUCGUACUUCAGUGGCCUCAGUCACCUCAUCUCAGCCCGUGCAUAACACUACACAUCACUGCUAGCUUAAACUGGCACAUAAACAUUCAUUCCUCAGUCGCUGUCAUAGAAUGUAUUAGUUAUCUUUGAUAUGUCUUAUUAUAUGUAAUAUUUAAAGUAUUCUAUCUUCAGAUGUUCUAUAAUCUUCAAAUAAAAUGUAAAAGGAAAA